Molecule: messenger RNA, 796 nt
Organism: Ornithodoros turicata
Lineage: Eukaryota; Metazoa; Arthropoda; Arachnida; Ixodida; Argasidae
Gene: bic
Product: transcription factor BTF3 homolog 4-like
Exons: 6
Coding region: 103-579 (158 amino acids)
Cellular component (GO): nascent polypeptide-associated complex; cytosol
Source: RefSeq, a predicted model, not a curated record
AUGUUAUCUACGUUUUUCGUCUGAGGUCGAGACUGCGCUCCUCUUCUCAAGGCGCAUCAAGCCAUCUUAUUGAUACAUUACGCGCAUCGUAAAAAUUGCGGCAUGAAUGCCGACAAGUUGAACAAGCUUCAGGCGCAAGUUCGCAUUGGCGGCAAGGGCACAGCACGCCGAAAGAAAAAGGUGGUGCACAGGACUGCUACCACAGACGACAAAAAACUGCAGAGCUCUCUGAAGAAGCUCACUGUUAACAACAUCCCAGGCAUUGAAGAGGUGAACAUGAUCAAGGAAGAUGGCUCAGUCAUUCAUUUCAACAACCCUAAGGUGCAAGCUUCUUUGGCAGCAAACACAUUCGCAGUGACGGGGCAUGCUGAGACAAAACAGAUCACGGAAAUGUUGCCUGGUAUAUUGAACCAGCUGGGUGCCGAAAGCCUGACACACCUCAAGAGGCUUGCAAGUGUGCAAAGUGCAGUCGUUGGCCACUCUGAGCAGACAGGAGGGCCUGGUGGUGACGAAGAUGACGAUGAAGUUCCCGACCUCGUAGAAAACUUUGACGAGCUGUCGAAAACUGAAGGAGUUUAGUCGACAUUUUGGGGUAGGCCUUGACUGAAUGCAAAACAGCCUCUGUUCCUGGUCCACUUGGAUAUCAAGGGGUUAUUUCGAAGAGCCUAUGUUGUUGAAGGGGGGGGGUGAUAUUUAAGGGGCAGAUGCUCUGGGGUGACAUCGUAUUGCCUCUGCAGCCAACGUUGCAACAACUGUAUCUAUAUGUGUCUUCACAAUAAACGCCAGGGAAAGUGUG